GCAAGUGGGAGGGGAGCAGACCAAGGAGCUAUAUAACCCUUGAGUGUUCAGCUGCCCUGAACACCACCCACCCAGAGUGGAGAAGCCCAGCCCAGCACCGUCAGGGAUCCCGUGAAGCAGCUCCAGCUAUGUGUGAAGAAGAGGACAGCACCGCCCUUGUGUGUGACAAUGGCUCUGGGCUCUGCAAGGCUGGCUUUGCCGGAGACGAUGCUCCCAGAGCUGUUUUCCCAUCCAUUGUGGGACGUCCCAGGCACCAGGGGGUGAUGGUGGGAAUGGGACAAAAAGACAGCUACGUGGGUGAUGAAGCACAGAGCAAAAGAGGAAUCCUGACCUUGAAGUACCCGAUCGAACAUGGCAUCAUCACCAACUGGGACGACAUGGAAAAGAUCUGGCACCACUCCUUCUACAAUGAGCUCCGCGUUGCCCCUGAAGAACAUCCAACCCUGUUGACUGAGGCACCGCUGAACCCCAAAGCCAACCGGGAGAAAAUGACCCAGAUCAUGUUUGAGACUUUCAAUGUCCCAGCCAUGUACGUGGCUAUUCAGGCGGUGCUGUCCCUCUAUGCCUCUGGACGUACAACUGGCAUUGUGCUGGACUCUGGAGAUGGUGUCACCCACAACGUGCCCAUCUAUGAGGGCUAUGCCCUGCCCCAUGCCAUCAUGCGUCUGGACCUGGCAGGCCGAGAUCUCACUGACUACCUCAUGAAGAUCCUCACUGAGCGUGGCUAUUCCUUCGUGACUACUGCUGAGCGUGAGAUUGUCCGGGACAUCAAAGAGAAAUUGUGCUAUGUCGCUCUGGACUUUGAAAAUGAGAUGGCCACUGCUGCAUCCUCCUCCUCCCUCGAGAAAAGCUAUGAGCUGCCUGACGGGCAGGUGAUCACCAUCGGGAACGAGCGCUUCCGCUGCCCAGAGACACUGUUCCAGCCCUCCUUCAUCGGGAUGGAAUCUGCUGGUAUCCAUGAAACCACCUACAACAGCAUCAUGAAGUGUGACAUCGACAUCAGGAAGGACCUCUAUGCUAACAAUGUGCUCUCAGGGGGCACCACCAUGUACCCUGGCAUUGCUGACCGUAUGCAGAAGGAAAUCACGGCCCUAGCUCCCAGCACCAUGAAGAUCAAGAUAAUUGCCCCUCCAGAGCGCAAAUACUCCGUCUGGAUCGGCGGCUCCAUCCUGGCCUCUCUGUCCACCUUUCAGCAGAUGUGGAUCAGCAAACAGGAGUACGAUGAAGCCGGGCCCUCCAUUGUCCACCGCAAAUGCUUCUAAGUCACUUCCCUGCUCUGUUUCUAGCCCACAACUGUGAAUGUUUUGUGGAAUAAUGCCUUCAAUUCCUUUCCAAGCCAUGCCUAUCCAAAGCUCUGACUCAUUACCUAUGUAUUUUUUAAUAAAUCUGAAAUAUGCUACCAGUAA
Lepus europaeus (European hare) is the source of this 1406-nucleotide messenger RNA. It is a transcript of the gene ACTA2, whose product is annotated as actin alpha 2, smooth muscle. Lineage: Eukaryota; Metazoa; Chordata; Mammalia; Lagomorpha; Leporidae. The record is from RefSeq and is a predicted model, not a curated record. The transcript has 9 exons. Bases 129 to 1262 code for a protein of 377 amino acids.